AUGGCUAAGCUCAUGUCUUCUCAGAUUAAAAGUAAUCAAGAGCAAGCCAACAUUAAUACAAGAGUAGACUCAUCACUUAGGAAUCUUGAGGUGCAAAUGGGGCAAAUCGCAACUGCUGUGAAUGCGCUUCAACAAGGAGGGUUACCAAGCAAUACUGUACCUAAUCCUCGUAAAGAUGGUAAAGAGGAGUGCAACGCGAUCACCUUGAGGAGUGGUAAGCAAUUACCUGAUAUAUCUCCUAAGGCAUCAAAGUCGAAACAAACAACUGAGGUACGUUCUGAGCCUAGCAAAAAUAAACCAACUGUUGAUGAGAAGGAAAAUAAUGGUGCGACUAGUAAGGAAAAGACAGUUGAGCGUCCUAAAGUGGUGCCACCACUUCCUUUCCCGCAAGUGUUUCAGAAGCAGGUUGAAGAUCAACAAUAUUCGAAGUUUCUGGAAAUCUUCAAGCAACUUCAUAUCAAUAUUCCUUUUUCUGAGGCAUUAGAGCACAUGCCCAAAUAUGCCAAGUUUCUCAAGGACAUGUUAAGCAAGAAGAGACGACUUACUGAGUAUGCAACUGUGGCACUAACUAAGGAGACAACCAGCAUAAUUAAGCCCCACAUCCCUCUGAAGUGUAAGGAUCCUGGUUCUUUUUCUAUCCCAUGCCUAAUUGGAGAACAAUUUAAAGGUCGUGCACUCUGUGACUUGGGGUCUGCUGUGAACCUUAUGCCUCUCUCUGUUUUUAAGAAGCUCCAUUUAGGAGAAGCUAGUCCUACAACUGUGACACUUCAGUUAGCAGACAGAAGCCUCUCAUAUCCAUACGGCGUCAUUGAGGAUGUACUGGUGAAAGUUGAAUCAUUCAUAUAUCCUGCUGAUUUUAUCAUCAUCGACAUUGAAGAGGAUAAAGAGAUUCCACUAAUUGUUGGAAGACCAUUUAUGGCUACCGCAAAAGCAUUAGUGGAUGUAGAGAAAGGGACAAUAAGUCUACGCUUUGGUGACGAGCAAAUCACCUUCAAUAUGGAGAAAAUAAUGAAGCAUCCAAAUAUAGUGGAGCAAUAUGCAAGUAUUUCGGUGAUAGAUGAGUUGAUUCAAGAGGAGUUGGAUUCGUUUGCUAAUAAUGACCCGCUCCAAACAUUGUUAGCUGAAAUUGAUAUUGGGGAGGAUAUUAGCCAAGGACAAAUUGGGCAUGUUUUGAGCACCUCUACAACAUUCACUAAGAAAUAUUGGCAAUUUGAAUCCUUAGGGCUAGAAUCACAAACGACUCCAAUUCUUAAACCUUCUUUAGAGCAACCCCCAAUGUUAGAGUUGAAGCCACUUCCGUCCCAUCUAAAGUAUGCAUAUUUGGGAAAUUCUGAAACAUUACCAGUAGUAAUUUCAUCAUCACUCUCAGUAGAGCAAGAGGAGCGGUUACUACAGGUGUUAAAGAAUAAUAAGAAGGCUAUAGGAUGGACAAUAGCGGAUAUUAAGGGAAUCAGCCCUGCCAUAGUGAUGCAUAAGAUUCUACUCGAAGAUAAUCAUAAGAAAUCCAUCCAGCAUCAAAGGAGGCUAAACCCUAUGAUGAAAGAAGUGGUAAAAAAGGAGGUUAUUAAGUGGUUGGAUGCUGGAAUUAUUUAUCCCAUUUCUGAUAGCUCGUGGGUUAGCCCGGUGCAAUGUGUUCCUAAGAAAGGUGGCAUGACAGUAAUCACUAAUGACCAAAACGAGCUCAUCCCCACCCAAACAGUUACUGGUUGGCGAAAUUGUAUGGACUAUAGAAAACUCAAUGAAGCCACAAGGAAGGAUCAUUUUCCACUUCCUUUCAUUGACCAAAUGUUAGACCGAUGA
Messenger RNA from Neltuma alba, 1800 nucleotides. RefSeq lists its product as uncharacterized. The transcript has 2 exons. NCBI's taxonomy places the organism in Eukaryota, Viridiplantae, Streptophyta, Magnoliopsida, Fabales, Fabaceae. The record is from RefSeq and is a predicted model, not a curated record. The coding region runs from base 1 to 1800 and encodes 599 amino acids.